This is a messenger RNA of Aplysia californica (California sea hare), 2766 nucleotides long. RefSeq lists its product as uncharacterized. Gene Ontology annotation, molecular function: serine-type endopeptidase activity. Lineage: Eukaryota; Metazoa; Mollusca; Gastropoda; Aplysiida; Aplysiidae. The record is from RefSeq and is a predicted model, not a curated record.
GGAGAGCACCAAGAGUUUGAGCUGAUACCUGAGAACGACAGGCUCCCUAUCUUCAUCGAUGAAAUUGAAACGAACUAAAUUACAUAACAUCAGGAAAGACCAACUUGAACCCAGACAUUGCAUCUGCAAGGAUGAUGUCUGUUCCCUACUUAGCUCUGUGCAUGGCUUGCCUUGCCAGUGUAUUUUGGGAUGCUAGAUGCCAAGAUGCCUAUUCUGGUAAUUUUUCGAUUGAGAACUGCAACUGGGGGAGACAACAUGUCCUUGACUUCGCAGGUAAAAAGGUCAAUGUGUCUAUUGCAGGAUUUGCAGGCCAUAAUCUUUCAGCAAACGUUACGUGCACCACCAACAUCUAUGCUCGGAACGAUUACAUACAUCUGAAAGUCUCACGAUUCAGUCUCUUGGGGUGUUCUAAGUGCACACCCAGUUCUGAGAGACUGACAAUUUCUCACGCCGGCUUUAGGACCAGCGACUCCAUCACAUGGUGUGGAGAAACCUACGCUGAGGAGCUGUACUUUAAAGGGACUGUUAUUUUGGAGUACAAUACUGGUUUACACGGAGAAGGUGAUGGCUUUGACAUCGAAGUGAGCCGUGUGACAAGACCUUGUGUGGAGGAACAAACGCUUACAGUCACUGACAAGCCUCGUCUUCUAUACUCACCACUGUACCCAAACAAGUACCCGAAUCUGCUUAACUGCCGGUACAAACUGCUUGGACUGGGGCAGAAUCUACGGAUCAGAUCCUUGAGUUUUGACGUUGAAUGGAAAGACCGAUGUCUUUACGAUUAUCUCCGUAUAAACCAAGUGAGGUACUGUGGGAUUCAAAGCAUCGACGUCUUGGAGACUUCAAACUUCAACAGCGCCCGCGUACAUUUUCACACCGAUAGGAAUAUUGGUCUGACGGGCUAUGUUUUGGAGUACUUUCAUGAACAUCAGUAUCCAGUUGUGUGUGAUGGGAACACGUCACUGAAGUUGAUCGAGUUGCCAAGCAAUGAGAGCUCACUCCUCAUUGAGGUGAAAAUCAACCGCACUACUAAAAGUAAUUGCACCCUUGAGAUUGAUGCUGGUUCUGAUGAUAAAGUCCUUGAAAUACGCACUCCGUCUCGUCAGAACAGUAUUGACUGUAACAACGUGUUUAUUCACACCUAUAACCACAGUUCAUGGCAGUUUACAGGUUGCCCUCGACCCGUUUCCUACCUGCGCACGUCAAGGAGAACCUUCAGGUUCAUGGUGACUACGACAGGCAUUAGGAGAGAAGGGUCCACUGGAGAUUAUGACGUUUUCAGUUUGCAUGUCACACCGCUGGGCAAAGAUAUUUUACCGCCUUUACUCUCUGCUGAGAACACAACAUCAUUUGUUUGGAUUGACAAAGAGAUGAUGAGAAACUCUUCUCAGUAUGUGACUCACAUCACGAAGCCGAGUGGCUGGAAAUGCAUCAAAGUGCAGACUCUAAGGUUUGACAUGGGCCAACUACAAGAGUAUGGGUCUGGUUCAAGCAGGCAGAGUCCGAACUUGAUGCCAGUAUCUGAUUGGCUCACUGUCCACAAUGGACGUAACAGUUCCUACUUUGACCUCACCAUGGGAUGCGGGAGCUCCAAAAGUACAGACUCACAAAUUUACAGUAAAGGCACCGACGUGGUUACGGUGUCUGUGAAUAUGAGGAUGGAGCCAAAGACUGGAUUCUGGUUCAGCUUUCAGGCUACAGAUGAAUGCACGUGGCCUGUAAUCCAACUGAAUGGAAACAGGGGAAAGUUGCACCCUAGAUAUAAUUGGAAAUUGAAAAAUUUAUUCUGCACUUGGGAAAUUCGGAAAAGCUCCAAUUCCUAUUACUCUACAGAAGCUGUGAAGAUAAAAGCAAACAACAACUUUUCUAUGAUAAGUAGUAACAGAUUCAGAGUUUUCGAAGUUGGGCGAAAUGAUAUCAAGAAAAUUGCUGACGUCAACCAAGGCUCUAGCAGAAACAUGUGGGUGCAUGUGGAGGGCUCUGCGCGUGUAGAGGUCGAGAUUGUGUCUGCUCCUGCGAACAUCCCACCGCCUAAUAUCUUUGACUUUGAAUAUGUGCUCUUUUAUUCUUCACCAAAACAGUGCGGCCCCUAUGAACUGAAGGCUCUGACCUCUCCCCAGCUGGCGUAUACCCCAAACUACCCAAACUUUUAUCUCCGGUUCUAACCACAACUGGCAUUUAGAAAGUACGGCAUGUUUUAACGGUUAUAGUAAUAAAAAACCUAAAUCUCAGGAGUACAGAGCUGAAGCCCUCAAAAUUGAGUUUGAGUCUGAUUAUCCUUAUCCUAGUUUCAACUUCACAUAUGGAAUCGGUGGAUGUGUAAAUACUUUGAUUAAUCUCACUGACUAUGGAAUGAGCUACACCCUUCAUAAUGUGCUCCCUCCGUGGACGCAGAUAAGGAGAGAUUGUCUCUUCAGAGUGAUAACGGAACCAAGUCACGUGAUACGUGUCAGUUUUGAUAAACUUUCUCUCAACCAGGACAACACUCACUAUUGCGGCGAUAAUUUCUUUACAGUCACUGAUAAGUGCGACAAUGGGAACUCCCUCGGAAAGUCCUGUGGGGCAAUCAAAGAGAAAACCAGCGUCACCAGCUUGGGAAAUGUGAUAGUAAUUAGACUGCAUACCGAAAUUAGCACAAGUAUGGACAUUGUUUAUAACUUUACCCUUACCGCUGUUCCUCGAGAUCCGUGUACCCAGAGACGUUUUGUAUAUGCCCGAGACAGGCGCCAAAAGAUGGACUAUUACCCUUCUGAUUCUGGAAAGUAA